AUGCCGAACACCGGUUUGGGGAACGGGCCAACUCCAAUUCUACAACGCGUUGGACUUGCAGGCGCUGCAGCGCGCUUUGCGCAACGUUCCUAUGCCGCCGACUACAUUGCAUUGGGGUUUCUAGUGGCAGGAUGGGUACUGAUCCAAUUAUUUGUGAACCCAUUCCAUCGCAUGUUCUCGCUAGAUAACAGAGCUAUUCAAUACCCAUUCGCUGUCCACGAACGAGUUCCUGUUUUAUGGUCCAUCGUAUUCGCUGGCUUGAUUCCUUUCCUCAUUAUCCUCGCUUGGUCCGCAAUGUUUCGGGCCGGGGUGCAAAAGACACAAGUGACAGUACUCGGCCUGUUUGUGGCUUUGAUGUUGACCUCGUUCUUGACGGAUAUAAUUAAGAAUGCGGUGGGAAGACCACGUCCUGAUCUUUUGUCGCGCUGCAAACCUUCCCGGGGGACAUCAAACAAUGUGUUGGUCGCAUGGACUGUCUGUACAGAAUCCAACCAGCACAUUUUACAAGAGGGCUGGCGAAGUUUCCCCAGCGGGCAUAGCAGCUUCUCAUUUGGUGGCCUGGGCUAUCUAUAUCUCUUCUUGUGUGGUCAAAUGCACGUCUUCCGACCUCGCACCGAUCUUGGGCGCUGUUUACUCGCAUUCUUCCCAUUGCUGUGUGCUUUGAUGGUCGCCAUUUCUCGUUUGGCUGAUUAUCGACAUGAUGUAUAUGAUGUGACGUGCGGCGGGCUUUUGGGCAUGCUGAUAGCCUGGUUCUCGUAUCGCCGCUACUACCCACCACUGCGGUCGGUCCUAUGUGAUGUUCCCUAUGAUAAAGCCGAUCUUGCUGGACCGGACGGCUUUGCUAAGUUGAAUGACGAAGAGGCUCUCGUGAGCCCUUUCAAUUCACGGGCUGGUCCUUCGUUGGAGGAAAGCUAUCAGCUCCAAGACAUAGAGGCAUCCAGAACCUAG
Molecule: messenger RNA, 948 nt
Organism: Penicillium paradoxum
Lineage: Eukaryota; Fungi; Ascomycota; Eurotiomycetes; Eurotiales; Aspergillaceae
Product: phosphatase PAP2 family protein
Exons: 4
Coding region: 1-948 (315 amino acids)
Biological process (GO): phospholipid metabolic process
Molecular function (GO): phosphatidate phosphatase activity
Source: RefSeq, a predicted model, not a curated record